AUGUCAGACGACGUCCAAUAUCCCACGGGAUUUUGUCUGCGUGACCUCGUCAGCUGGGGAACAACCAGCCUGGUUGUGCUCGAUAAUGCCUUCGACAUAGUCAUCAAGGCCCCCCUUCGAUCCCGACAGCCGCGGAGUGUGUAUGAACGCUUCGCCCAGCGCGGCGGUCACGCGGGGCUCCUUGUUUACCACGGCGUCUUCGAGUCGGGAAUUCGUCUGGAAUAUGCUCCGAGACAGAACCUUCGAUUACACGCUGCUCAGGUUGCCGAGGCGAUCAGAUCUGUUCAUGAUUCUAGGGUCAUUCAUGGGGACUUGACCUGCGCUGAUUUUGCCGGAUCGUCAAUAGACGAUUCUCCGCUCUUGGUACUCAUCACCGAGAGUCAUGAGUUUCCAGGACCGAUCUUGUCCGUCCGGACCGACCUGUUCGCCCUGAGCUCUGUGUUGUACGAGAUCAUGACCGGCCACCCCCUUUACGAAGGAUUGAUUGACGCGGAGAUCCCUUCUCUGUAUCUAAAUGGCCAAUUUCCCCAGAUCGCGUCUCUUGGGGCAGCUGGGAUUAUUAUUGAAAAAUGCUGGAAGGACGACUACUCUGAGGCCGGGGAAGUUGUUGAAGCUCUGCAAGUUAUCAAUCCCAUUGGAUUCGGUGGCACGUUGCGCCUAAAAAAAUAUGGUGCCGUCUCGGUACCGUCUUGCUGA
Molecule: messenger RNA, 696 nt
Organism: Lasiosphaeria miniovina
Lineage: Eukaryota; Fungi; Ascomycota; Sordariomycetes; Sordariales; Lasiosphaeriaceae
Exons: 5
Coding region: 1-696 (231 amino acids)
Source: RefSeq, a predicted model, not a curated record